Molecule: messenger RNA, 1921 nt
Organism: Procambarus clarkii (red swamp crayfish)
Lineage: Eukaryota; Metazoa; Arthropoda; Malacostraca; Decapoda; Cambaridae
Source: RefSeq, a predicted model, not a curated record
AAAGAAAAAGCGACCACCACAACAUUGGUGAUCGUCAUGUGGUCACAUCUCUGGGUCUCGCUCUCAAGUUGACCUCUAGGACAAUACAGCCAAGUUACAUAUAUAACCUGCAACACUGACGCUACCAUACGCCACAGCUGUAUGGUUUACAGCUGGUUUACUGCUGGUCGUUUCAGGUUUACUGUAUCCGUCGUGAAGAAAGUGGUGACGCGGCCUCAGGAAGCAGCAGCUACCUCGUGUAUAGCUCGGGAAGAACCAUAGUGUAAACUAUUUGCAGGCGGCGGUUGGCUAAUACUUUGAAAAUGGGUAAAAGAAGGAAAACUGGAGAUGGUAACCGAAAGCAACAUUUUGUCAAGAAAGGAAAUAAGGAGGAGACUCAUAGAACACUAUUAAACCCAGACAGUCGAGAUUUUAUAUAUGAUGAAGUGGACGAUUUUGAGGAUGGCCGUGAUCAGUUGGCUCUCAGCAAUGCAAAGAAACUGAUGUCAAAAAAGAAAGAGUCAUAUGAACAAGUAUUGGGCAUUGAUGUUAGUUCAUCUGACAAUGAUGAAGAUGAUGGUGAGAGUGAAGAACAAGAAAGUGAUGAAGAUGAGUUAUAUAUGGAGGAUGAUAUUGUUGAUGAACCUGACUUCAAACUUCCUGAUGAAAGAGCAUGGGGCAAGAACAAAUGGAGAUACAUUGGUACAGACACCACUGACGAAAAAAUUGCUAAGAAACUACACAGUCAAGAUGAGGAACUGGCCAAACUUGAAGAAGAAACAGCCAGGAAACUGCAGGAACGUAUGGCUGCGGAGCUCCAUGAUCUUGUGGCUGAUGAUCUUAUUCUGCAUGAAGAAGAUAAGCCUAAAGAUGUGGCAUUGAAAUCUACAUUGGAGGUGGAUUUGUCAGGAUUGUCAAGAACAAAAAAGUUGCAGCUGCUCCAGAGAGAAUCUCCAGAAUUCAUGCCUCUGUUUGAUGACCUCAAAGAAAAGUGUGAGGAAAUAAAUUCUUUGGCUGUUCUAAUGGAAGGUGUUAAAACAAGACAAAUUGAAUCAGUUGUAGUCUCUCAAUACAUCACAACUAAAUACAGACUAACCCUCAACUAUUUGUGUGUGCUGUGUAUGUAUAUGUUUACAAAGUGCAGUCAAAGCUCUGUGGGUAGUCAUCCAGUAGUGAGCAGGUUAGCUCAGUACCGCCAACUUCUACAGGAACUUAAACCAUGUGAUGAUAAGCUGGAAGCAGAUUUGAAAUGUCUGAUUCCAGAAAUUAUUUUGGCAAGAACUACAAAAUUAAAUCCUACUCCAAACUCGACAAAGGAAAAACCAAGAAAGCAAGAAAAAUUACAGGUAUUAAAUAAGAAGAAUGUGACAAAGACGGAAAAGAAGAAGAGAAAACUUUCUGACUUACUGAGUGACUCGCAGAUGCUGGAUGACAAAGGUGGCUCUUCUUUGGAAGUGAAAGAAGGGAAAAGCCAGGUGAUAGAAGCCAGCAGUGAUGAAGGACAAGAAGUAAAUGGGUCUGUUGAAGUAGAGGAAAAUGAGUCUCUUGACCCUGAUGGAAAGCGUGCCAUUAGCUACCAGAUUUCUAAAAAUAAGGGUUUGACACCAUCACGCAAGAAGGAGCAGAGGAACCCAAGAGUCAAGUACAGGAAUAAGUACCAAACGAAACUCAAGAAAAGGAAGGGACAGGUGCGCGAGGUGCGGAAAGAAUUAAAGCGUUACGAAGGCGAGGUGUCCGGCAUCAAAUCACAUACAAUUAAGAGCAGAAAAAUAAAAUAAAUAUGACCUCUUACUAAUAAUUUCUUCAGAUAAAUACUUUUAACACUUUCGCGCUCUCCGCAAAGGUCACUCAGCCAGCCGAAUGUGCGCGCUGCGUUUUUAUCGCUUAAGCGUAAAAACAAAAAUGUGUAUACUCUUUUUACUCUUCUGACCUUAGUUCUCAU